This is a messenger RNA of Xylona heveae TC161, 1233 nucleotides long. RefSeq names its product ADP-ribosylation factor 6. Gene Ontology annotation, cellular component: cytoplasm. Gene Ontology annotation, biological process: intracellular protein transport; vesicle-mediated transport. Bases 411 to 971 code for a protein of 186 amino acids. The record is from RefSeq and is a predicted model, not a curated record. The transcript is spliced from 5 exons. Gene Ontology annotation, molecular function: GTPase activity; GTP binding. NCBI's taxonomy places the organism in Eukaryota, Fungi, Ascomycota, Xylonomycetes, Xylonales, Xylonaceae.
CAUCCUUUCAGGAGAUUAAGCUGUCCAAGCAACCAGAUUAUUAUCCCUGAACGGGCUUUCCGUCUACCCCCGUAACCCAUUAUCCAGAUCAGAUUGGUUGCACCCCGCUAAGCUUCUCCUCAAGAAUCCCACAGUCCAGUCGCGCAGAUUCUGAUUGUCUUACAAUCCUCUGCUCUGGAUACACUCACGAGUCAACACUUAUCUUCAAAAGCAUAAUCCGUGUUACAGCGGCACCGGACCUUGUGGGACCUGAGCACCUUACGCAAUAUUCAAUAUCAAUUAACGAUUCUUGACGACUUCACGCCACUACUGUCUUUUCUUCUGAAAAGGAUCGGGAUCUAAUCAGUACUUGACUGCGCAAUUGUGCAGUAAUUCUUUCGAGUGACAAUUCAUUUUACACAACCGUCACCAUGGGUGGGCAAAUUUCCAAGAUGAUGAACAAGAUCUUCGGAUCGAAAGAAAUGCGUCUUUUGAUGCUUGGUCUGGAUGCUGCUGGAAAGACAACUAUACUCUACAAGCUCAAGCUUAAUCAAGACGUUACUACGAUACCCACUGUCGGCUUUAACGUCGAGACUGUCACCUACAAGAACGUCAAGUUCAACGUAUGGGAUGUUGGUGGACAGGACAAGAUCCGGCCUCUCUGGCGCCAUUAUUUCUCUGGAACUCAAGGAUUGAUUUUCGUCAUUGACUCGAGCGACCGCGACCGGAUUGAUGAAGCGCGACAGGAAUUGCACCGCAUCAUCUCAGAUCGAGAAAUGAAAGAGGCUCUUCUCCUAGUGUUUGCCAACAAACGGGACAUUAAGGGUGCAAUGGACCCUGAAGAGGUCAAGCAGCGACUACAACUCGAGAAACUGAGAGACCACACCUGGUUCGUUGAACCUAGCUGCGCCAUUACAGGCGAAGGUCUUUUUGAGGGUCUUGGAUGGCUAUCUGAGCACGUCAAGCUCCAGGCCGCCAGGCAAGGGAAAUAAACUUUUUACUGUAUUAAUACUCAGCUUGGAGUCUUCGGCCCCCUCGAUCUGACUGCGGACAUCGUCAUUCAUCUUUCCGCGGUCACUCAUCAAUCACAGCAGUGCGGCUUCAACGUUUCCUGUACCAUAUGAUUUCACACUUCGGCAUCUAGACAGCUACCAGCUUCUUCUUCUUCUUCUUCCUUACACGCAGUUCAUCCACAGCGCUGCGGUAAUGAGCGGAAGCGAAAGGACGCUGUCUGCGGACAUCGGCUACACAUGA